Hordeum vulgare subsp. vulgare (domesticated barley) is the source of this 709-nucleotide messenger RNA. RefSeq names its product NAD(P)H-quinone oxidoreductase subunit L, chloroplastic. The transcript has 5 exons. The record is from RefSeq and is a predicted model, not a curated record. NCBI's taxonomy places the organism in Eukaryota, Viridiplantae, Streptophyta, Magnoliopsida, Poales, Poaceae. The coding region runs from base 61 to 639 and encodes 192 amino acids. Gene Ontology annotation, molecular function: oxidoreductase activity, acting on NAD(P)H, quinone or similar compound as acceptor.
CCUGGCCAUCCAGAUAAGGCGCCACGGCCACUUGCCGCCCAAAGCCUCUGCCUGCCAUCAAUGGAGAUCACCGCCUCAUGGCGCUUCCUCCCCGUCGCGUCCUCGCUGCCACCCGCUCUGCUCCUAGCCAGGCGGCAGGCGUCGUGCCCCUGGUCUCUUCAACAGCCGGCGAUCUCCAAGUCCAGGAUCCUCUGCCGUCUCCAUGACAAGCCUUUCCCUACCGCCCAGAGCUCGCAGCUGCAGAAGCUGGCCUCCGUGUUGCAGUGCGGCGCCAUCUGGGCAGCGGUGCAAGCCCCGGCUGCUCUGGCGACGGUGAGCGGGGAGGAGGACAUCGACAUCCUGGGGAUCCUGCCGCCGGUGGCCGCGAUCGCCUUCUUCUACCUCUUCGUUGCUCCCCCGAUUAUCAUGAACUGGAUGAGGCUGAGGUGGUUCAAGCGCAAGUUCAUCGAGACGUAUCUGCAGUUCAUGUUCACGUACCUCUUCUUCCCCGGUUUGAUGCUCUGGGCACCGUUUGUCAACUUCAGAAAGUUCCCAAGGGAUAAAACCAUGAAGUACCCUUGGUCCAAACCGAAGGAAGGCACCCCUCUGUUCAAGGACAGAUACCCACAAAUAGACUCAUUCAAAGAGAAGUACUUCUAGGGAAGCACUGUAUAUAUGUAACAAAUACAGAUAUGGGUCAUCAGAAGCGACGUUUUCUUUUACAGAUCAA